Anguilla anguilla (European eel) is the source of this 7936-nucleotide messenger RNA. It is a transcript of the gene adgrl3.1, whose product is annotated as adhesion G protein-coupled receptor L3.1. Lineage: Eukaryota; Metazoa; Chordata; Actinopteri; Anguilliformes; Anguillidae. The record is from RefSeq and is a predicted model, not a curated record. Gene Ontology annotation, molecular function: carbohydrate binding; G protein-coupled receptor activity. The transcript is spliced from 25 exons. Gene Ontology annotation, biological process: brain development; cell surface receptor signaling pathway; adenylate cyclase-activating G protein-coupled receptor signaling pathway. Gene Ontology annotation, cellular component: membrane; glutamatergic synapse; cell-cell junction. The coding region runs from base 719 to 5341 and encodes 1540 amino acids.
UCUCUCUCGCUCGCUCUCUCUCAGCUCCAUCUCCGUCUGCAUCUCGCGGAGCAGUGCUUCGAAAUUGGUUUGUCAUUUUUCUCAACGAGCUCUGCUUUGUAAGCAAGCAAUUUCUGGAGUCCUUUGCGGUAGGACUUUCUCGAAAACGUACAAAAAAAAAACUGUGGAUAUCGUCUUGGGUCAGCGAUUUCUUCCCGUUUCUGUUCAAAAAAGGGACUCGGUGGUUGCUGAAGAGGACGCGUUUUGCCUUUGAAGAUGGAGAGUGUUCUGGAUACAAAAUAAGGAGUCUGUUAUAUUACCGAUAUCUUCUCUCAUCAGCGGAUAAGAGGCAUUUGCUGCAAAAUACACAGAUUACCCUUGUGGAAAAUAUAAGCGGCUUUUAUUCGCACCGAAGACAUCCGGAAUCAAAGUUUACGUUUAUCGACGAAGGUUGCAUCUUUGCGUAGGGUGUUUUUGCGCGCAAGGACGAUAUUCUAAGGGGAAAAGACAAUUAAAUAAGCAAUUCCACCCUUGGCGUUUUCAAUGGCAGGACUUGAAGGAGAUCAUUGCUGCAUGCUCGUCGGCAGCUCAUGAGACGCGGACUGACAAGUCCAGCUGCCUCUUGACAUGUGAUGCCCUGGAUUUCUAAAUCACCUUGACGAGGCGAGGAACCAUUACAGGCCUGUAGAACAGUAGCAGGAGGAGCGCCGGAACCCUGGCCUGCUCGGGCCGUAUCAGGAUGGCUGACGCUGGCGCUGGAAACUCCGCGGGGGCCAUGUUGAUGACACGUCUGCUGCUGUUCGCCGCUCUGCUCUCCCCGGCGGUGCUGGCGUUCAGCCGCGCCCCCAUCCCCAUGGCGGUGGUGCGCAGGGAGCUGUCCUGCGAGAGCUACCCCAUCGAGCUGCGCUGCCCGGGCACCGACGUCAUCAUGAUCGAGAGCGCCAACUACGGCCGCACCGACGACAAGAUCUGCGACGCCGACCCCGCCCAGAUGGACAACACGCGCUGCUACCUGCCCGACGCCUACAAGAUCAUGUCCCAGAGGUGUAAUAACCGGACCCAGUGUGCUGUGGUCGCCGGUCCAGACGUUUUCCCCGACCCCUGCCCUGGGACAUACAAGUACCUGGAGGUCCAGUAUGAGUGUGUUCCAUACAAAGUGGAACAAAAAGUCUUCCUGUGUCCGGGGCUCCUGCGGGGGGUGUACCAGAGCGAGCACCUCUUCGAAUCAGACCACCAGUCGGGAGCCUGGUGCAAGGACCCGCUCCAGUCGUCCGACAAGAUCUACUACAUGCCCUGGACGCCGUACCGGACCGACACGCUCACCGAGUACUCCUCCAAGGAGGACUUCAUCGCGGGCCGGCCCACCACCACCUACAAGCUGCCGCACCGCGUGGACGGGACGGGCUUCGUGGUCUACGACGGCGCCCUGUUCUUCAACAAGGAGCGCACGCGCAACAUCGUCAAGUUCGACCUGCGCACGCGCAUCAAGAGCGGCGAGGCCAUCAUCGCCAGCGCCAACUACCACGACACCUCGCCCUACCGCUGGGGCGGCAAGUCCGACAUCGACCUGGCGGUGGACGAGAACGGCCUGUGGGUCAUCUACGCCACCGAGCAGAACAACGGGCGCGUGGUGGUCAGCCAGCUCAACCCCUACACGCUCCGCAUCGAGGGCACCUGGGACACGGCCUACGACAAGCGCUCCGCCUCCAACGCCUUCAUGAUCUGCGGCGUGCUCUACGUGGUCAAGACCGUCUACGAGGACGACGACAACGAGGCCACCGGCAACAAGAUCGACUACGUCUACAACACCGACCAGAGCAAGGACGGCUACGUGGACAUCCCCUUCCCCAACUCCUACCAGUACAUCGCCGCCGUGGAUUACAACCCGCGGGACAACCUGCUGUACGUCUGGAACAACUACCACGUGGUCAAGUACUCGCUGGAUUUCGGCGCCAUGGACAACAGACUCGAAUCCUCUUCGUCCGUGCAAGUGCGCCUGGACACGACCACGGCGCGGCUGACGACCCGGCCGAACCCGUUCACCACCUCCACCCGGGCAGCCAUGACCUCCACCCCGAGCCAGCGAGCCAGGACCACCACCACCCUGGCGCCAGCAGGGGGCGACGUUCUGGAGCUCACCACGCGACCUCCGCACUCCUCCCAGCUGCCCAACGUGGCCGUGGACUACUGCAGCCCGUCGGAGGAGUCCGACAUCUUCUGGCCCAAGACGCACCACGGCCACGUUGCUAGGCAGCCGUGCCCGACUGGAACGAUAGGGACCGCAACGUACGCCUGCCUGACGCAGGACCUCUACUGGGACCCCCAGGGCCCGGACCUCAGCAACUGCACGUCGCCGUGGGUCAGCCACAUCAUGCAGAAGCUCAAGUUGGGAGAGUCCCAGGCCGCCACCAUCGCCAAGGAGCUCUCGGAACAGACCAAGGGGCACAUCCAUGCGGGGGACAUCACCUACACCGUCCGGGCCAUGGGACAGCUGGUGGGCCUGCUGGACGUGGAGCUCCGAAACCUCACCCCGGGGGGAAAGGACAGCGCGGCCCGUAGCCUGAACAAGCUGCAGAAGAGGGAGAGAUCGUGUCGUAUCUUCGUCCAGGCCAUGGUGGAGACGGUGAAUAACCUGCUACAGCCUCAGGCCCAGAGCGCGUGGCGGGACCUGCCCACCAGCGAGCAGCUCCGGGCGGCCACCAUGUUGCUGGACACGGUGGAGGAGGGCGCCUUCGUGCUGGCCGACAACCUGCUCAAGACCGACAUCGUGCAGGAGAAGACCGACAACAUACAGCUGGAAGUGGCCCGUUUGAGCACGGACGGAAAUCUGGACGAGCUGGUUUUCCCUCAGGGCGCCGGGCAGGGAAGCUCCAUCAGGCUGUCAGAACGCACCCUCAGGCAACAUGGGAGAAACGGAGAGAUACGCAUCGCGUUUGUCCUGUACAAACACCUGGGGCCCUACCUGUCCACGGAGAACGCCAGCAUGAAGCUGGGGAGCGACGCCAUGUCCGCCAACUACUCCGUCAUCGUCAACUCCCCCGUCAUCACGGCCGCCAUCAACAAGGAGAGCAGCAAGGUCUACCUGUCGGACCCCGUCAAGUUCACCGUCAGGCACCUGCAGCAGUCUGAAGAGAACUUCAACCCAAACUGCUCCUUCUGGAGUUACUCGAAGCGGACCAUGACGGGAUACUGGUCAACCCAAGACUGCAGGUUGCUAGGCACCAACAGGACCCACACCACCUGCUCCUGUACGCACCUCACCAACUUCGCCGUCCUGAUGGCUCAUGUGGAGGUGAAGAACGCCGACCCCGUUCACAACCUGCUCCUGGACGUGAUCACCUACGUGGGCAUCCUGCUGUCGCUGGUCUGCCUGCUCAUCUGCAUCUUCACCUUCUGCUUCUUCCGCGGUCUCCAGAGCGACCGCAACACCAUCCACAAGAACCUGUGCAUCAGCCUCUUCGUCGCCGAGUCGCUCUUCCUCCUGGGGAUCAACCGCGCCGAUCAGCCGAUCGCCUGCGCCGUCUUCGCCGCGCUCCUCCACUUCUUCUUCCUGGCGGCGUUCACCUGGAUGUUCCUGGAGGGGGUGCAGCUCUACAUCAUGCUGGUGGAGGUGUUCGAGAGCGAGCACUCCCGCAGGAAGUACUUCUACCUGGUGGGCUACGGCGUCCCCGCCCUCAUCGUGGGCGUGUCCGCCGCCGUGGACUACCAGAGCUACGGGACGGACCGCGUGUGUUGGCUCCGGCUAGACACCUACUUCAUCUGGAGCUUCAUUGGUCCGGCCACCUUGAUUAUCAUGCUCAACGUGAUCUUCCUCGGAAUCGCUCUUUACAAAAUGUUCCACCACACCGCCAUUCUGAAGCCAGACUCGGGCUGCUUGGACAACAUAAAAUCGUGGGUGAUUGGUGCCAUUGCACUGCUGUGUCUCCUGGGCCUGACCUGGGCCUUUGGGCUCAUGUACAUCAACGAGAGCACGGUCAUCAUGGCUUACCUCUUCACCAUAUUCAAUUCACUACAAGGGAUGUUCAUUUUCAUAUUCCACUGCAUCCUGCAGAAGAAGGUGCGUAAGGAAUAUGGGAAGUGCCUGCGCACGCACUGCUGCAGUGGAAAGAGCGUGGAGACCUCCAUCACGUCAGGCAAAAGCACUGCCUCCCGUACACCUGGACGCUACUCCACAGGCUCACAGAGCCGGAUCCGCCGGAUGUGGAACGACACGGUGAGGAAGCAGUCCGAGUCGUCCUUCAUCACGGGCGACAUAAACAGCUCGGCGUCGCUGAACAGAGGAGCCAUGGCUAACCAUCUUAUAACUAACGCUCUCCUGCGUCCCCAUGGCACUAACAAUCCCUAUAACACAUUGCUUGGGGAAUCGGCCGUGUUUAACAACCCCACUGUGAGCAUGUACAACACGCAAGCACCCUACAGAGAGACAAAGGGAAUUCUGAACAAUGCCAGGGACUCAAGUGUCAUGGAUACUCUACCACUGAAUGGUAACCACGGCAACAGCUACAGCAUGGCCAGCGGGGAGUACCUGAGCGACUGCGUCCAGAUCAUCGACCGCGGCUACAACCCCAAGGAGACCACGCUGGAGAAGAAGAUCCUGAAGGAGCUCACCUCCAACUACAUCCCGUCCUACCUGAACAACCACGAGCAGCGGUCCAGCGAGCAGAACCGGAACCUGAUGAACAAGCUGGUCAACAACGUCAACGUCGGCAGCGGCGGCGGCGGCAUCGGCGGUGGUGGCGGCGGAAUUGGUGGCGGCGGUGGCGGCGGCGUUGGAAUUGGCGGCAGCGGCGUUGGCAUUGGUGGCAGCGGCGGCGGCGCCAAGGGCGACGAGCCGGUCGUCCUCGACAACCCCACCGCCACCUUCACCCGCGAGGAGGCCCUGGGGCUGGAGCUGAUCCGGGAGGAGUCCAACGCCCCCCUGCUCCCGCCGCGGGGCCUGGCCGCGGAGAACCACCACCCGCCCCACCACUUCUCCCGCCGGAGGAUCCCGCAGGAGAACAGCGAGAGCUUCUUCCCGCUGCUCACCGGCGAGCAGACGGAGGAGGCGCGGUCGCAGUCGCAGUCGCCCCAGCGGGACUCCCUCUACACCAGCAUGCCCGUGCUGGCCGGCUCGCCCGACACCGAAUCCGGCAGCGCCAAGGACGAGGGCGAGCUCCCCGCCGGCAAGAGCGGCGAGGCGGACGACGUGUACUACAAGAGCAUGCCGAACUUGGGCUCCCGGAACCACAUCCACGAGCUGCACACCUACUACCAAAUGGGCAGGGGCAGCAGCGACGGGUUUAUAGUUCCUCCCAACAAGGAAGAGGAUUCGUCUCCCGAGGAGCCUUCUCCUGAACCGUCCCACCUGGUCACUAGCCUAUAGAGGCUCGGCCGUUUCCCGCGGUUUCUAGCCCUGGUCAACCGUUUGCAGUGGUGGACUUUUGAAUUUUUAAUUUUUUUAAUUUUUCUUUUUUUUUUUUUUUGGUUUCUCCUCUGUAUUUUCAAAAUGUUUAAUGCCAUUGAUACUCGGAUUCGAAACCGAGACAGGAAAUGCGACUCGUCUGACUUCUGGGUUCGAGACUUUGUGGUGGGUUUGUGCCGGGGUGGAGAGCAGUUGCUCGAACAAACUUGAUGUUCCUACUUAACCCUAUUGACCUUACUUGCCGUGUUUCUCCCAUCCGGUUGCCACAAAACAAACAAAGUGGUCUCAAGCCUUUUCCAGAACCUUGCAAGGAUGCAGCUGAUAUCCUCAGUUCAUUGUUUUAUUUGACACCCCCAGGGGAAAAGAGGGGGUGGGGGGGGGCAGCAUUCAAAGAAGGAACUGCUCUUUGUAGCUCAUCUGUUAAAUGCUUUUUUUUUGUGGACAUCCCAAAGGAAUUACAAACUUGUCUGCCAAUAGUCGAGUGUGUAGAAAUGAACAAAAACAAAAAUGAACAUAACGACAACAAAAAAAAAAAAAAUCAGAAACAAUCAAAAACUAUUUUUAUUAUACUUCUGUACCCAUACUUGCUUUUUAAACUUUCUUCCUAUCUGGUGUACUGUGGCACAUUUUGCUGUGUCACUCCUGCGCGUUCAGCGACAUUGUUUUGGGAAAAUGGAAAAAGAGAAAAAAACGUGGAAGGAACUAUCGUAUAUGCUGGACGGAGCAUAUUUUGUUUUUGCUGUAAUAAUUCAAACUAUUAAAGGACGAAAACUAAUUACAGAGAAUUAUAAUGAAUUUCUAUGUAAAUGUACAGAUACUAGCAUUGCACAUAAUAGUAUGCUUUUUUCCGUUUCUACAAAGCCUUCGUCUCUGUAAAUGUACUAAUUAACAGUUUUCUUUUUGUUGUGCUGGUCUUACCGGUUUAUUCUACCAGUAGGGGCCAUGUUUCUGUUUGUUUGUUUGUUUUUUUUAUUUUAUUUUUCCCUCCUCAUAUUUCCUGUGAACAACCAAGAAUUGAACAGACACUGUUUGACACCUGUGAACACUUGGCUCUGGGCUGGCCUUUUCGCCCUCUUGUGGUAAAAUGAGGUACUGCCAUUGAUAGCCGAGGGAGCCAAUCGCUCACUGAGUGAGCGAAUCAGUCAGAUAGUGAGGGAUGCUAAAUUGUUUCUAGGGCUGCUUCAUUCAGUCGAAGCAAGAAAGCGAAUCAACGAAUAACACUUUAAAAGACCAUUACCACCAACAUUUCAAACUUAGUUUCACCAUGGAAACAAUAGCAGACCAAUAGUUUAUGCCAUUUGUGAUGUUCGAAAGAGCACCAUGGCACCAGGUAGAACUUUUGACUGAAACCGAGGCUUUCUGAAGGAAAUUUUAACGUUUGGCCAAAAACAGACCCGCACCACCCAGUAAUAGACUGUAAAAACAAUUUUAGUAAGCAGAACUAGUAAUAGCAACAAUACAAUAAAUGUGCAUCAGCUGUAAUCCAAGCCAAACACUUACUGUGGAAUCCUCUCUGUUAACAAAUAGAGAUCUUCUUGCAUAGUCGUAGAGUUAAUACUUGUGGGAAUGAGAACAUACACCAUGUUGAUACGCAUUUGGCACUUGUAAAAAAAAAAAAAAAAAACCGGAAGGGUUUUCCUCCUUAAAUAUUACAUUUUAAACGUAGUAAACUGGAGACGGUUGAUUUAGUUUUUUCUCCCCUGGUGUAAAAAUUAUUUAUUUAUUUGUUUAAAAAAAGGUCAAAAGAAAAUGUGGGGGAAUUUCAAUUAUUGGUGAUCAAGAAAACAUUAGCAGCACAGAUUAGAUUUUUGUUUUUAAUAAUUAUUUAUUCAUUUUGUAUGGUUUCCAAGUUGAAUGACCUCAUAACUAAUAUUUGUUGUAAAAGUGAAACUUGUUUGCCAACAAAUAAAUUACUGAUUAAGAUUUACAACAAAAUAAUCACUAAGAUUUUUAAAAUUAUUUUUAUUUUUUUGAGUGUCACAAAUGAACAUUGGAUGAAUCAAGUCAAGAGGAUUCAGCAUAUGAAUGAAGGUGGAUUUGCUAAUCUGAGACGUCUUGUCCCAACUUGGUUUUUCUCAUGGGAAAACUGUCUCUGUUUGUGUGAGUCAGAAAUUAAAGCAACCAAAACAAAACACAGCCCUGCAAUGAUAAGAACAAAAAGGAUUUUUUUCAUAGUUUAUCUAACGUCCCUGUUCCGUAUCUCAUGUUUUUGGGAUUGUCUCUUUAUCUUCUGAAUAACCAACUGACAAGAUGGAAAUACUUCACAUAUCUUCCGUCCCUUCAUUUUGUAAAAGUUACCUUUUCUCGUUGGCCUGGAUUCAGUCAACAUUUGUCCUUGUAGAAAAGAAAAUCGAGAUUCCAAGUCAGAAGUUGGCGAUAACUAAUUAGUUGGGCUGAAAACAGUUUAAAAAAACAGGAGAUGACCUACAGUACGUCUCCCAGCUCCAGAGGCUGUCAGUCCUGAGCUUUGACAGUUAAAUUCGAGAGAUUUUUACCAGUCUUACCUUUUUUAUGAACAUUUUCGGUGACCUUGGUGUUCAAUGAUAAAGUCAAAAA